Molecule: messenger RNA, 1347 nt
Organism: Aspergillus thermomutatus
Lineage: Eukaryota; Fungi; Ascomycota; Eurotiomycetes; Eurotiales; Aspergillaceae
Exons: 1
Coding region: 1-1347 (448 amino acids)
Source: RefSeq, a predicted model, not a curated record
AUGGCAGCCCCUUCACUGGACAGUCUUCCCGUCGAGCUCCUCACUCAGAUCAGCAGCUAUUUGUGCCCCCUCUGCUGUGGAAGAUAUCCCAGCAGAUUGAGCCAGAAGCACCUCUCCAGACUCAGUCGAACAUGUCGGCGGCUACGCAACGUGUGCCAACCGCUUCUCUUCGACCACUACCACCAGGCCUCCAAGUCCAUGACGCGUCUUCUCUCUUUCCUCCGGACACUGGAUGCUCGCCCUGAUCUCGCAAAGUGUGUCACUAGCUUAGACUUCCAUGAGCCGGGCCAGUGUGAUACCCUCAACGACGAAGAUCGACAGCUGGUGGAGAGCUGCAUCGCCGGGCUUGGUCUGCCCCAGUUGCCGGUCGACUGGCACAACUAUCUCGGCGUGGAAAGACGACUGAUCUUGACAGAACUGGUGGUCGCGUCGUGCCCUAACCUCGAGGUCCUCAGGGUGCCCAUGAACCCAGAAUGGAUGGUGGGAGUGCUCGACUCGCUUCCAAAGGAUCUUGUCUUUGCGAGGCUGAAGAAGCUAGAUGUUUGGCAUUACUAUAUCAGCGGCGACCACAUGGCUAUUGCAUACAGGAAGAUUCGCGGGCUGUUGCAUGCGGCCCCCAAUCUGGAGCACCUCCGCCUUCCCUCCAUCGAGAUGUUCUACCCCGGCAAGGCUGGAGUACCGACCUUUGAGAAGCUGACGGACCUCGAUCUCGGCGAGGGUGCACCGCCUCCGUACUUUCUCAAGUGUGCUCUCGAGAGGUGUCCGCGUCUCCGAAAGUUCCGGCUACAUUGGGUCAACUCGGACGGAUACGACGAGGAUUCCGAAGAGUGGUCGCCUUUGGACGGGUGGCGCGCCUUGCAGCAUGUUCAGAGCUCCGUCCGCGAGAUCACCUUUGAAGCCGGCAUCGAGUUUCCGGACGGCGACAGUCUUGAAGAGGGCGUUUCGACGCUGCGGGACUUUGUGCAUUUGGAGAUUCUCAAAGUCAGUGGCGUGGCUCUGCAGGCCCUGUAUAAAGUCUGGGCGCAUCAUACGCGCAACGGAAGUAUGGAGCGAUUUGUGUACCAGGUGUUUCCCUCUACGAUUACAGAGCUUACUCUCUGGGAUCCGGAUGCGUCGCUUAUCGAGGCUGUCCUCCUUCUCGCUCGCGAGGCUGCUCGAGAGCCGUAUCCCCAUCUAGCAAGGAUAACAAUUGGUCAGUCAGAGCAUCUGUCGGGAUACAGGUUUGAUGUGGUGCAAUGGGUCAGCCAGGAAGCCACUGUGAGGCGCGAGUUCGAGCGUUCAAGGAUAGAGUUAUGCAUGGAACUGCCGCUGAUCCCUGAUUAUUCGCAAUCCUAUGGUUUUAGAUGA